CCCACACAUGGCAGCUGCAUUUGACGCUGCGUUUGACGCUGGUGGGUGCAUGUCCAUCUUUGGGUCUGGCUCCAGUUGCAGGGCCUCCCUCGGCUGCCGGCUGCUACUGCUGCUAAACAUAGCCAAGCCUCAUUUUGUGUCCAGCCCUGAAGCAGCAACGAGGGAAAACAAGUCUGAGCCAGAGACCAUCGAGAGAUAUGGCUUUGCUGUGCUACAACAGGAGCUGCGGGCAGAAGUUUGAGCCAGAGACGAAUGCCCCGGAUGCCUGCCUCCAUCAUCCUGGUUUCCCCAUCUUCCACGAUGCUUUGAAGGGCUGGUCUUGUUGCAAGAAGCGCACCACCGACUUCUCCGAGUUCCUUUCCAUAAAGGGCUGUACCAAAGGCUAUCACAGCAAUGAGAAGCCUCCAGAGCCGGAGGAGGCUUUGAACGAGUCGAAGGUCAAGAUGGCCACGGAAAUCAUUGUCCAAGGGCCAAAGUCGGCAGAGAUGAUGGAGCGCGAGAGGCCCAGUUCAGACGAACCCAAGCAGCUCCUGCCGGUCAAGGUGUCCAAAACCUUGGAACAAGCCCUGGGUAAGCUGGACUUGACCGCUAAGGAGGAAUCUCCGGUGCAUGGCUCUGCAGAGGCAGGGUCAGCCCCAGAAGUGACCGUUGGCACCAGCUGCAAGAACUCUGGAUGCAAAGCUACCUAUCAAGGUGAGGAGAGCAACAUGGAAACCUGCGUUUUCCAUCCUGGGGUGCCUGUUUUCCACGAAGGCAUGAAAUACUGGAGCUGCUGUGGCAUUAAAACCACGGACUUCACUGCAUUCCUGGAGCAGAAAGGAUGCAGCCGAGGGAGGCACAUUUGGGCGAAGAAGCAGCAGCAAGACAAGAAGCUGGUCACUUGCCGGCAGGACUGGCACCAAACCGGUGGCCAAGUGGUGGUCACCGUUUACGCCAAGAGCCCUCGGCCGGAGCUCAGUUCAGUCAAAGCCAACCGCACCAGGGUGGACAUCCGCAUCGUCUUUGAAGGAGAUAAGGUUUUCCAGGCAGAGAUGGAGCUCUGGGGGGUGAUCAAUGUGCAGAAGAGCUUUGUGACCAUGUUGCCUUCCAAGGUGGAGGUGGCCCUCCAAAAGGACGGCCUUCUCACCUGGGCCAGGUUGGAGGACCAUGGAAGUAAAAAGCUGCCAUGA
Messenger RNA from Sceloporus undulatus (fence lizard), 1169 nucleotides. RefSeq names its product integrin subunit beta 1 binding protein 2 (gene ITGB1BP2). Lineage: Eukaryota; Metazoa; Chordata; Lepidosauria; Squamata; Phrynosomatidae. The record is from RefSeq and is a predicted model, not a curated record. The coding region runs from base 198 to 1169 and encodes 323 amino acids. The transcript is spliced from 12 exons.